ACGGUGACAAACUUUCCUCUGUGCCAGGGAACCUCUGAGCCGGACUCCCCACGGCCCUGGAACAAUCCCAGUGCUUAGAGUCUCUGUUCUCAUGCGGCACUGCACAGGUUCUGAGUCAUGACGUAUUUACUGACAACGCCGUGCGAGUUUUCGCACGAGCGCACCAGCAGUUCGGUAAUGUACUUCUUGGUCAGAUAAACCUCCCCUUGCACCUCUGUCACUGCGUCUAUUAGAUCUUUUCUCUCGGCUGUUGGAAUCAUCGGACCUGUCCGUUUGGAGAGCGCAGGUCAAUUGGGAUUUUUCACCUUUCCUGACAGAUUUGGAAAAGUUUUACCUCCGUUUUUCCAGAAGCACUGUUUCAGCAUGGGGCGAGCCUGUCACCGAGAGCUCGCGCUCCUGCCGCUGCUGGGAUACUUGGCUUGCCUGACGCGCGCGGACGUCUCUCCAUUAGGACGUGUGUUCUUACUGGAGUUGGAGAGUUUUUCAAAAGAUGGACAGGAGAAGGGGUUUGAGGCAGCAACACAUGCCUGUAUGGCUCAAGGGGCCCGGGUGGCAUCCAGGGCUGACCUGCAUCAUGCAGUGUUGGAAUGUGCCUUCUCAGCCUGCUCGCGUGGUUGGCUCUCCGGACCGAGCAUUGGGACUACAGUGUGCAGCGGCGUCCCGGGGAGUUUGAGGCCAGUUGAUGUGCAGUUGGAGAAUUUAACCGCGGACACCGAGAGACUGGGCGUGUUCUGUGUGAAAGAGAGCGAUGCUCCAUGUGGACAGCCACCUUCAUUCCCACUCUCACAUCUGCAGGGGAAAACUGGGCUCGACCUAGGGGAUGAACUUCUGUAUGCCUGUGACCCAGGAUACAAACUGCCCAAUGGAGAUACAGCCUUCAGCCUGCUUUGCGACAGUUGUGGAGAAUGGUACGGCCUUGUGCAGCAUUGCAUCAAAGAUGAUCCUGAAGGCCACAUCGACUAUGAAGAUAAGUUCACAGAUGGCUAUCUCCUUGAGAAUCUGAGGGAGGAGCAUCAUAUUUCUUUGAAUCCAGGAGGAACACAGUCCACUGAUCAUGAAGUAGAAGAAUCCUCUCCUGAGCCUGAGCAGACAGUCAUGUCUGAGGAGGAGAAAGAGAAUGAUGAAGAUUUAACAGUAUCAGUAACUGAAUCUCCAGUGUCUCUACUCAGUCAGAAGCACAUGUUCUGGUUCCCUUCAGAGGCCUUCAAGAAAGAGAAGGAGCAGCCAGGUAUCACCACUGAUUCUUCCUCUAUUAAAAGCCCCAAUGAAGAUGAGAGCCACAUGACGGUCAAAACAACCUACAGCCAAUCUGGUCCUGACAGGAUCACAGAGGAAAGUGACUAUCCGACAGAUCCUCCCACCAGUGAACCUGCCAGUCCCAGUGACAGCGGCACGGACGAGUCCUGGCUAGAUGGAUACCCUGUUACUCAGGAUGAAGAUAAAGUUGGAGGUGAGUCCAUGGGGGAGGCAGGGCCAGAACAAGGUGCGGAGUCAGAAGCAGAGACCUUGACUGGCAACUCAGAAGUAGAGGUGUUUGAGGAUGUAACCAAAAACCCUGUGGAAGAAGAGACGGGGGGAUUGAUUGACAACUCUGAGGAGGAAGAAGAUGGAGAAAUGAAAAAGGACAUAAACCACAGGAAAGGUGACGAGGAGGAGCUUGGUAAAGGGACAACCAGACUUAAAAAGGGAGAGCCUGUUGUAACACGUUAUGAGGAAACAACUGAAGGACUUUCAGAAGAUGAUAUGGUGAAAGAAACGUACACACCAGAGGAAACAGACUCUGAUGGAUCCAAAACAUUGGGGUUUGAUGGUCUUACUGAUAGUCCAAAUGGUGUGGAGGUGAAGCCCACCACCUCCAUUACUCAGAUCACACCCAGUCCAGAUGAUGUUGCUGUACAUGCCAUGCCAUACACACCGGCUUCUGCUCCUGAAAAUGUGAGUGCCAGUCAGGGCGGGUUGGGCCCUGAGAAAAAAUCCACACCUUCUGGGAUGGUACAUCUGGCUGUUACACCUGAUUAUAUCACAAGCAUGCCCACUCCUGUCAUCAAGGAUCCAUGGGAAACCAUUGAUGACCACUUCCUGGACCACAUCCCUGUUCAUGUCCCAACUGAAACCACUGAAAAUCGGAGUGUGAUGGAACAUGGUGGAGAUCACAGCCUGGAUCAUCAGGAUCAAGCUGGAGAGGGUGCUUGUGAAGAAGACCCCUGUCACGGUUCAGGCCGCGGGCCCAUGAUCGCAGCCAUUAUCAUCGGCAUCGUAGCAGCAGUAGUGGGUGUGGCCUUGGGGGUGUGGUGUUAUAAAAAGAGGCAACAAAAGAGCUCGCACUACCAGCUUAAUGGAACUAACAGACAAACGCAGUGCAUUGAAUUACAACAGACUGUGUGAGAUCAUAUCUAUCGUUCUAUCUAUCAUUCUAUCUAAUGCUGGUCUAUUGUUCUUUCCUUCUAAUGUUUUAUAUCGAAGCUUUCUGUAACUGACAUUCAAAGCUGAAAAACUUUGCUUUUCUAAUUUUCUAGUAAAAUUACAGUUAUAUGAAAUUCAGUUCACCUAACUUUGCCUACAUUUCAAGAAUUGCAGUGGAUUAGAAAAAAUUCUUAAUUUUUUUUCUGAAUGCCACACAACCCUGACUUUCACACUCUCACAAGGAGAGUGUCUGUGUUCAACACUCCUUAUUUAGGUAGUAUUCCUGUUUUGCCAUGUUUUAUAUUUCGUUAUAUUUUCAUUGAUUUGUGGAUAAUUGUUGUAUCAUGAAUCAGAUGUCUUCUCUUGCUUUGGACGGACUGCAUUGGACUGCGGGUCGGUGCAUGUGUGUACGUGAUGCCCAUCUGUCCUUGUUAACAGAUUUGUAUGUGUUUAUAGCUUUGUCCAUUAUGAGUGAGCGUGUGUGAAUGAAACAUUGUGACUUUAGCCUAUUUUGGUUUUGAAAGAGAGCAGUCAGUUAAAAGAGAGUUUGGUUGAACUCAGUAUUCUCUGUGUGCUAUUGAAAGUUUCCAGCUUGCAGACAGGUGAGACAUUCUGGUCAGAGGAACUGAGGGUGAAUUCUGAUUGGCUUUCAGCUCAUACAGACCUAGAGUAGGUAGAAUAAAUAGCUUUCAUCCCUAAAUUUAGAAUACAAUGAGCAUUUGUUCAUUUCAAACCUUUUUCCUAUAAAUAAGUGAGUUUCUUGGGGUUGAACUCGGGACACUCACAGACAGGUGAGACAUUCUUCUCAGAGAAACUAAAGGUUGGUUUCUGAUUGGCUUUCAACACAUUUACAAUUUGUUGAGUUUCAGUUUCUUUAAAAGAUAUGUAGUAAGUUAUAUCAUAGCAGACUAUUUUCUACAUAUAUUUUCCCAAAUAUCUCAUUGAUGUGCAAACUUUUUGGCCGAGUUUUGUACAAGAUAUUCAGUCGACUUAAGCGACAUUUAUGAGGCAUAUUUAUAUCAUGUGUAUUAUAAAUGUAAAAAAUUAGAAUUAGUGAAUUAAAACAAAACAGACACAAAUCAGAUAUGUUUAGAAUAGAUUUUUAUUUCAAUUGUCAUACUGAGGUCAAACAUAUAUAGCAUAGUAUGCUAUUUUUAGAUAAUAUUAAUAAUAGGUAAUGAAGGUUAGUAAAGCCAAUUAUUUCUAGGUGUUGUUAGAGCAAAUGUAGCAAUUUUUUUUUACAUUGUUUGAUUUAAUUAUAAAUGAAGAAAAGUGGAGUAAAACUUCAUGAAUUUUGCAGGGUUAUUUGUAAGUAUCCAUUAAUGAUCGGCUGACAGUAUUAACAUUAUCUAACUUGUUUUUGAUUGUUGGUUGUUGUCUUUUAAUAUGUUUUCCAGCCCUGACAUCUCUAUUUAUUAGAGAAGCUAGUACAGUCUUAUUUACAUUAGCCAUUUAGUGGACGCUUUUAUCCAAAGAUACUUACAAAUGAUGAACAUCACAAGCAAUUUAUCAUACAAGGGCCAACAAACACUUGCAUUUACUUACAAAAUAAGCUCAUUUACAGUCUUAAUACUAAGAAUGUAAAAAAAGCUACAUUUUAGAUCAAGAAGUCAGUUCCAGUUGGCUGCUGUAGAUCUAUUUAAAUCUAAAGUGCUAAACACAUAAACUGCUUACCAUAAAAUUGGUCAUUUACUGUUUGUGGGGUAAACCAUUCGCCAUUGGAACUAUUUUAUUUGCUCUGAUCUCUUCUGAUAGUUAUAUUCUGAACUGUAAAGUGUUUUUAUUGUGAUAAGGAACUGUGAGAUUUCUUUCUCUUUGUUCUAUUAAUCUUUUCAAUUCCAUUUUAAGCUAAAACUGCUUGGUAAUAUCAACAUUACACUGUAACAAUGUCAUGUGACAUGAGGGUAUCUGACUAAACGUAGCUGUGGAAUACUAAUGGAACAUUAACCAAUAAAUUACUUUGGGGGAAAAAAUA
Cyprinus carpio (common carp) is the source of this 4378-nucleotide messenger RNA. RefSeq lists its product as uncharacterized. Gene Ontology annotation, molecular function: hyaluronic acid binding. The record is from RefSeq and is a predicted model, not a curated record. Gene Ontology annotation, biological process: Notch signaling pathway; cell adhesion. Lineage: Eukaryota; Metazoa; Chordata; Actinopteri; Cypriniformes; Cyprinidae.